UUAGAAGAUAAAGACGGAUGUCGUUCGAGAAGGCACAUUAGAAGCCAACACAAUGCCGGUAAUGUUCGGAUUGGUCCUGUGUCUCUACAGUAGCGUUAGGUGCGUGGAUGGGACCAUUACCCAGCCGAAUGAUCCAUCGCUACUGCAUUUGGACGGUGAUCGCUACGUCGACCAGAAGUUUGAAAGGAUAGAGCGUCUACUGCUGCAGAAAGAUGAUAGGAUAUCCGAACUUGAGGCUAAAUUGGCAAGUCACAUGACCGUGUACACAAAUUACGUCACUAACAAUGUCAUUGAAAUGGAAUUCAUGAACUCAGCACUGGCUCAACUUCAACAAGAUGUUAUACAAAAGGACCAGCUUUUACAGAAACUUCAGCAACAGGUAGUAGAUUUAGAGACAGUUGUUUCAAAUAGAGACGAACCCAGAGAAAGACUUCCUCAGUCUACUGACGAUGACAUCAUACCAAAGCACAAAACCAACGUUGAACCAUUAAUCGCUACCCUUCACGAAACUGAGUUGAUUGACGGCACUCCUCGUGUUUCCGGUGAAGUGAUGAAUGGUGGUUUUGAACCAAACAACACGACUAAUCUGGACACUGCAGUACGAUCUCGGAGUGUUGUAAAGAGUGACAGCACUUACAAGAAUGCCGUUACUGGUGGCGUGAACGUCAUGUCAGUUGUUGAAAAUGAUGACGUCAUUAUGAAAUCCAUGUCUUACGAAGCUAUCAGACCAGAUAGCGAACAGGGUGUUGAUAAUCGCGGUUCAGGACGAUUAAGAGUAAGUCCUGUUUCUAACGUGGCCUUCCAUGCCGAGAUGACUGUGACCGGGACUGUGGUAAAAGGCUCUACAUUAGUGUACAACCACGAGGUUCUCGAUCACGGAGAUGGGUACAGUGCCACCGACGGUAUGUAUCUUGUACCAGAGUCUGGGACGUACGUGAUCACGUGGACAACCGUUACCUAUCACGACUAUGUACAGACGCUUCUGGAGGUGAAUGGCGCAACAAGAGGUUCGUCCAUGACAGAUGCUCAAGAGGUAACGGACAUCCACCAGACUACAAUGAUCGUUGUCCUGGCGCUGAACGCAGGAGAUCAUGUGUUUAUACGGACAGGUUCAAUGGGGAAUGGUUCAUUACACACCACUGGAGGUUCCUCCAAGCCCACUUUUUCCGGAUGGAAGCUCUUCGGGUCAUAAUUCUUCCAGUAAUAUAAUAACAGUUGAAUGAUAUAAUUUCCAAUGGUUUUAAAUUCUUAUCUUCUUGAAUCUGUUGAUAAAUAUAUCAGUGAU
Molecule: messenger RNA, 1285 nt
Organism: Mizuhopecten yessoensis (Yesso scallop)
Lineage: Eukaryota; Metazoa; Mollusca; Bivalvia; Pectinida; Pectinidae
Exons: 1
Coding region: 53-1192 (379 amino acids)
Molecular function (GO): protein binding
Source: RefSeq, a predicted model, not a curated record